CGCCUGUGUGGCUGCAGAUGCUUGCCCAGGUUGGCCUGGAGGCUCCAGCUCCAUCCCGUUUCAUACUUAAAGGGGAAUUUCCCCCAAAAUGCUGUAUGCUCUCUUCUGUUUGCUGCUGCAGGAACUUAUACUCAAGGCACUAGACUCAAGGACCUUUACUCACUGAGCUAUGCUCAAGGCCCUAUACUCAGUGACCUAUAUUUAAGGACCUAUACUCGCUGAUCUGUACUCAAGGGCCUAUACUUACUAACCUAUUCUCAAGGACCUUUACUCACUGAGCUAUGCUCAAGGCCCUAUACUCAGUGACCUAUAUUUAAGGACCUAUACUCGCUGAUCUGUACUCAAGGGCCUAUACUUUCUAACCUAUUCUCAAGGAGCUUUACUCACUGGCCUAUACUCAAGGCACUAAAUACCCACUAACCUAUACUCCAGACCCUGUACUCAUUGACCUGUACUCAAGGCCCUAUAUACCCACUGACCUAAAUUCCAAGCCCUAUACUCACUGACCUGUACCUGACCUGUACCCAAGGCCCUAUAUACUCAUUGGCCUAUACAUAAGGACCUAUACUCACUGAACUACACUCAAGGGCCUUUACUUACUGCUCUAUGCUCACACUGACAUUCUUAAAGCCCUAUACUCACUGAACUACACUCAAGGACCUUUAUUCACUGACCUGUACUCACUGACCAAUACUCAAGGCCAUAUAAGGACCUAUAAUCAAGCACCUAUGCACAAUGGCCUAUGUUUAAGGACCUAUACUCACUGAUCCAUACUCAAGGACUUAUACAAAAGUACUGUAUACUUUGGUUUCAGUUAACCUGGCUUCCUGGCAUGCGGAAACAGCACUCAGUCUCAAAUUAUUCCGUUUUUGGAUAGUAUUUGGAUAUAAUCUGGACUACAUUUCACUUUCUGAUAGUGUCAUGGAUUCAUGUGUAAUCGAGAAUUGACCAGGAUUCGUAGUUAGAAGAUGGAUGGAUGGAUGGAUGGAUAGACAGACAGACGGAUGGAUGGACAGAGUACUGUCAGUGCUGAUUCUGUUGUAGGAAAGACGUAAGCUGGGCGUUGUUAAUGUGUUAAUCAUCUGUACAUGUUUCUGCAGUUUGGCAUUCAGUAUUAACAAUUGUCAUCAAACACCAGGAAUUUAUACUGAUCCUAUGUGACCAAAUCUGUUUCCUAGCUGUAAGAUGCCAGGAUCUAUGGAUUAUUUUUAGCUUUAGGAACAGGUGCCGAUGAUUAGAGGGCGUUUGUGUCUGGAUGGUCUGGGCAGCUUUGGCUGCAGUCGAUGGUGAGUCAGUGUCCUGCGGCCAUGACAGCGAGUGUCGUCAGGACUGGAGUCACUGAUUCCUCAUACGCUCACGUGGGGAACGCUGCAUCAAUCUCCUUUCAGUCUGAAGCGAAUCCCUCGUGCCACAUCCAUCUAAACGACGUGGAACUAGAGCGCAGAGAUUCGCCACGGGCAGACGAUGGAGCCUGCCUGUGGUUCGUGUCGGACCUGAUCUUUGUGACACACCACGUGUCGUGUUCUGUAGACCAUCAUGAAUGUAUGCAGAUGAGAGCAGAAGCCCCAGCCCCACUCUGGGUGGAGCUCGACGUCAGCAAGGCGGGGGUGAGCAUGCCAGGGACUGCGUCCGGAACUGUAGCAUUUGUGGAAUGAGUCUGUAUGAGCUUUUAUACACAACUGGCAGUCUGGGGUAUUUUUGAUAUUUUGCCUAUGGGGAUACUCAAGCCUGAACACCCUAAGGCUGUCUGCUCAGUCCCCGCCCUGUCAGCCUUGUUGAGCCGCUUUCCUGGAGCCUGAACACCGGUGUGCCUGUAUUGCUGUCUGCCCAGAGUCCCCACUCAGCCACUAUUUCCCGGUGGCGAUGGCUCCAGUCACGUGACCUCCGAGUCAGUGGGAGGGGCAGCUGGGCAAUCUGUCACGUUGCCACCUAGCAGGGCGUCCCUCUGGGCAGACGGCCGACAGAGACGCAUAUAAGGGGAACUGUAUCACCACACCGGACACGUCUUUAAUGUAGACCCAGACGUGAUACACAGUAUGAUUACAUUUUCACAGUCCGUCCUGUUUGUGUGGCUUCACUGUGUUCACAUUUUUAGAGAUUCCUAAUAAGAUUGUCUCCUUUUAAAAUUGAAUUUGAUCUUGCUGAUUAUUUCCAGUAAGCAACAGCAUAUGACGGCACAUCCAGACCCCUGCCUGUACCCCCCCCCCCAUCCUUCUGUGGCCCUGGUUGGCAGAGAGGACUGAAAUCCCAGCCUCUGUGUUAAAUUAGCUGCCGUUCUGCAUGUGCUGCUGUCAGGCCCUCGGCUUUGCAUCAUUUCAGGGUGCGGAUGAUGAUGCGUUUAUUUCUUAAAGGGACCUUAAAGGGAGGGAGGGCCAGGCAUUCAUGUGGAAUCUUGCCCUGUGCCAGUCGCCAUGGCAACCGCCCCUGGAAGACGAUGUAGGCUGCAUCUGCAGAGAUGUGGGCGAGAGAGCCAGAGAGAGAGAGAGAUGGGGGGGAUGGGCGUGACGGACGGCCCCGUCGGGGGUGUGUCUCUGAUGUAGCCUGCUGCUAUUGGCUGCCUUCUUAUCCGGCCUUCGCUCCUCCCCCGCCUGUCAGGAUCCGGCACUGACUCGGCCGCUCAGAGCCUUGGAGCACGAAAUUGGACACGCCCCUUUCCCAAUAACGGGGCUUUCUGGCAGCCUGCCCCCUCCCCCACCCCCCCGUACUCCCAUUCGGGUAGCAGAUCGCGUGUGUGGACGGGAGCUGGCCCCUGCUGGACCGCGGGCGGCGUGGAGGACGGCCUGCGAUUCUCCUGACUGGGCAGCAUGGAAGAAGGACGCUGAUUAUGCAGAGAUUCGUCGAGGCGGAUUACUUCGAGCUGGACUGGUACUAUGAAGAGUGCACUGAUGUCCUCUGUGCUGAACGUGUGGGCCAGAUGACCAAGACAUACAAUGACAUCGACGCCGUGACCCGAUUGCUUGAGGAGAAAGAACGUGAUCUGGAGCUGGCGGCCCGCAUCGGCCAGUCUCUGCUGAAGAAGAACAAGACCCUGAGUGAGCGAAAUGAAUCCUUGGAGGAGCAGGUGGAGAUCAUCCGUGAGGAGGUAUCGCAGCUGCGACACGAGCUCUCCAUGAAGGACGAACUGCUACAGUUCUACACCAGCGCAGCAGAAGAGAGCGAGGGGGAAUCCAUCACCUCCACACCGCUACGCCGUAAUGACUCGUCAUCCUCUGUGCCAAGCUACUUUCCACUUGACUCGCUGCAAAAGAAGCUGAAGGAGCUCGAGGAGGAGAACAUCGUGCUGCGGUCGGAGGCGUGCCACCUGGAGACGGAGACCAUCUCGUACGAGGAGAAGGAGCAGCAGCUCGUGAAUGACUGUGUUAAAGAGCUGCGAGAUGCCAACCUCCAGAUCACAUCCAUCGCGGAGGAGCUGGCAAAAAAGACGGAGGAUGCCUCCCGCCAGCAGGAGGAGAUCACGCAUCUCCUGUCCCAGAUCGUGGACCUGCAGAAGAAGUCCAAAUCCUACGCCAUCGAGAACGAGGAGCUCAACCAGCAUUUGGCGGCAGCGAAGGACGCCCAGCGGCAGCUGACCGCGGAGCUGCGCGAACUGGAGGACAAGUAUGCUGAGUGCAUGGAGAUGCUACGGGAGGCGCAGGAGGAGCUGAAGAACCUGAGGAAUCGGGCGCUUCCCCUGAGCACGCCCCGGAGGUUCCACUCCCUGGGCCUCUUCCCCAUGGACUCUCUGGCAGCGGAGAUAGAGGGGACCAUGAGGAAAGAGCUGCAGAUGGACGACCCGGAAACGGAGGAGCAGAAAUCCCACCCUCGGCGCGUGUUCGAGACGGUGAAGAACGUCAACCAGACGGUCCGCCAGCGCUCCUGGGGCCCCUCCCCCAUGAACAUCCCGGGGUCCAACCAGUCGUCGGUGCUCAAUUCGGCCCGGUCCAGCUGCAGGAGCACGCCGCGCUCCAGCCUGUACGCCGGUGAUGUCAGCAACGUUGUCAUAGACAACCGCACCAACAGCAUCAUCCUGGAGACGGGGUCGUCGUCGGGGGGCAGCCCCGUCGACUCCAACAAGAAGCUGGGCACCCCCGGCACACCGGGCUCGCGUGACCUGGAGGUGGCGCUACGGCGCCUGUCCCUGCGGCGAGAAAACUACCUAAGUGAGCGGCGCUUCUUCGAGGAGGAGCGGGAGCGGAAGCUGCAGGCGCUGGCGGAGCGGGGCGAGCUGGGCAGCGGCGGCCUGACGCCCACCGACAGCCUGGCCUCGCUGGGCACGCAGCACUCAGGCCUGUCGCUCUACUCCGUCUACAGCCGCUCCUACCUGCCCGAGAAGCUGCAGAUCGUCAAGCCGCUGGAAGGCUCCGUGACCCUGCAUCACUGGCAGCAGCUGGCACAGCCUCACCUGGGGGGCAUCCUGGACUCGCGGCCGGGCGUGCUAACCAAGGGCUUCCGGCCGCUGGAGGUCGACGCAGAGGAGGAGGUCUACCAGUUCACGGACUUUGAGGAGGACGAGUCAGCUGACCGCCCUUUUGUGAGCCUCUCUACCUCAGCCCCCACGCGCCCGCCGUGUUCCUCGCGGCCUGGCUCCGCCUCCUCCCACGGGCACAACGCUGGCGACCCCCAGGCCUCAGGUGAGAGGCCCACCCCCGGGAGACCAGCUUCCCCCCCGCACAGCACCCAGGAUCCUACGGAGCCACCAGCCACCAGUGCUAAGGCGUCUGUACAUUUCCCCGGCAAAUGCAUGUCCCACACGAGCUCCACCUACACCUUCACCACCUGCCGCAUCCUGCACCCCUCUGAUGAGCUGACGCAGGUCACGCCCAGCCUUAACACUGGCCCUGCGGCUGCGUGCAUCAUUACCAGCAGUAUCAAAUCCACGCCGGCCUCCACACCGUGUACCCCGCGUCGGCUCAGCCUGGCAGAGUCCUUCACCAACCUGCGGGACUCCACUAAGACCAUGAGUACCUCGCUUGGGCUGGUGCGCCUCCUACAGGAGAGGGGCAUCUCUGCGGCUGUCUACAACCCGCAGAGCUGGAACCGGGCAGACGCUGGUGCCGUGGCCGCCUCCGCCAGUACCCCCCGCGUUCUACCUUCCACACCCCCCAACUCGCCCACCAGCCAGACUCAGCCCACCCUCCCCUCGCCCCCCUCGCCCCCCUUCGAGUUCAGCGCCCCCCGCACCCCCUAUGACAAUUUCCUGGCCUCGCGUCCCGCCAGCUCCAUCCUGAAGGAGGUGCAAGCGGACGCUCAGAGCCGCUCGGAUGACGAGAGCCAGACGGACGUCAGCAUCCACAACCUGAAGCUCGUGGACAAACUUCGACACUUUGGCGUGGCCCAUCCGGACAGCCCCGGGGCCAUGGCCCCCGCUCCGCUGCUGACGCCACUCGGGGGGCUGCACCAGCAUGGGGCCCCCUUCGGGCCACCGGUGGUAACCAGCGCCAUCGGCGGCCUUCCCGCCCUCAACGCCGGCAUCCGGCGCAACCGCAGCUACCCGGCCAUGGUUGGGGCCAGUAUGGCGAUGAAGGGCCCGGGGCCACAGAGCCCCGAGAUGCUGCUGGACUCCCAGCUGCCCAAACAGACCAGCCUCAAGUGACGGACGGAUGGAUGGAUGGAUGGAUGGAUGGAUGGAUGGAGAGAUUGGUGGCUGCUUUUCCCUGGUGACCCUUUAUCUCACCAUGUGUACAGACUGCUCUAGUGACAGAUCAACCAUAUGCCUGUAAGAACUUUGUACAGCCUUUUCAUUUGUAAUUGUAAAUAUGAAAUAAUCUUCCAUGCUCGUACAGUGUAUAGCAACAUAAUGUGUUCUUAGGUGUCGAUGAACUCGCUGUGACUGUAAAGGGGCUCGCUGGCGCCCCCCCCCCAGGCUCAUACUGUAAGUAGCACAGUUCCGUUAGGGACGUCCUCGCUGGCUGCUGAGUGUUGAGGAAAACGCCGGCCCAGCAGAAGCACUUUUUUGUUGAAUCCCCGGGCUUGUUUGGGGGUUUUGCUGUCAUUUCUCCUCCAUCACUGUGCACUGCACCCCUUCCUCCGUUAAUGCACCUUAAAGCCCCUCCCCCCCGUUCCGUAAGCAGUGAUGGUCAGUGCAGUGUCCUGUUACUCAAGUGAAUGUAUGCUGCCCACUCUGUGUGUGAGUGCGAUAGUCGUGGCCAACGACUUACGACUUGAUAAACAGACUUGAAUUUCUUGAGAAGUGGCAGCCAAAGAGCAUUGAUUUCAUAUCGUAUUUUCCCUCCCUGUGUGACCUCCCAGAGAUCGGAGACCAGGCAGGUUAGCGAGAAUCCGACUGCAUAUGCAUUGAAACCAUUUAUAAGUUGAAUUAUUAUGAGAACGGUGCCUGACUUGGGUGCGACUCCCCUGGUUCAGGAUGCAGUGCCAACCCCAGUGUAACAUUAGUGUUGUUUUUACCUGAGUGUGACUGCAGGGGGCGCUCACCGAUCACGCUGAUGUCCAUGCAGAGAAGCAUAUUUAUUCACCGCCUUUGUGCGGCUUAAACUCAUCAUUUAUGUGCGCACUUGUGUUUUUGUAACUUGAACUUCUCCUCUUGGAUGUAUUUAAUGAGAGCAGCCGUGUGUCUAACCCUGCACCGUUGCUUUAAAUGGCGCUUUUUACCAUGGUUCUCCACAAAGGGAAGUACGAUAUCUGUACAUUGUAAACAGUGACUAUGCCAUAUGUUUAGCUGAUUUAACUUUUUAGUAGAAAAAAAAAAAAAGGUCAAACACACUGGUACCAAACUUUGAGUUGUACUAUCGGGAGUUUGAAAUGCUUUCCUUUGCAAAAAAAUAAAAAAUAAAAAAAGGUUAUUAAUAAAGAGAUUGAUAUGAC
Paramormyrops kingsleyae is the source of this 6801-nucleotide messenger RNA. RefSeq names its product trafficking protein, kinesin binding 1a (gene trak1a). The record is from RefSeq and is a predicted model, not a curated record. Gene Ontology annotation, cellular component: dendrite; mitochondrion; cytoplasmic vesicle. Gene Ontology annotation, biological process: endosome to lysosome transport; protein targeting; vesicle transport along microtubule. Gene Ontology annotation, molecular function: myosin binding; GABA receptor binding. NCBI's taxonomy places the organism in Eukaryota, Metazoa, Chordata, Actinopteri, Osteoglossiformes, Mormyridae.